UGUAUUUUUUUGUAGCGACCAGGUUUUCCCACAUUGCCUGGGCUGUUCUCAAAUUCCUGUGCUCAAGCGAUGCUCCUGCCUUAGCCUCCUAAAGUGCUGGGAUUACAGGUGUGAACCACUGUGCCUGGCCUCACCCUUGGAAGAUUUUAGGUCUAGAUACUGUUGAUGAAACAAAGAGCAGUGACAGACCGCUCUGAGUGGAGUCCGGAGAGCUGAUGUAGUCCUAGGAAGCCUUUCAAGUGCUGUAUUCUACCUUCAUUGGGAAUCAGAGUUUAGGAAUCUGUCUAAGGUGCUUUACUUCCUGGAGUGUUUUUCUCUCGUCAGACACACUCCCUGGUAGCUGGAGCUCUGUACUCCUUUUACUUGCAGUUUGUACAGAGGGUUGAGGGUGGAGAAAAAUCCCACUCUGUGGAUAAGUUCUCUGGAACACCUCCCUACCUCUCUGAAAGGUCACUCUUCUUGGUUGCCCCAGAGGCUUGCAGGAGGGGCUAGAGCUUCUAAAACCAAAACUUUCACUUCACACAUCAGUGAUUCUGCACUGUCAUAUCUGCAGCAAAACUGACCUCCAGGGCUUUCCCAGAAGCACUGCAGCUUUCUUUACAUAGUCUCAUCUGCCCGCCUUUUCGAGGCAGACUUCUCCUCCUGCCAAGCGGGGGCUAUUUGGUAUGGUCUUGAGCCCUCCUCCCCUGCACACAUGUGUGCCCCUUUUCUUCUCUCUUCUCCUUUCUUAGGUGGCCUGAGUAUGGAAGUUUAGUUGUAGGGAAAGGUAGUGCUGCUCCAAGGUGAGCAAGGCUCCUUCAGGGCCACUGACCUCUCUGUUUCCCCUGCCACCUGCCUCCACUCCAUGUGCUACUUCCUGGGCCAGAUCCUGCAGCCUGGUGUGGGACAGGCAGGAAGUCGUGGCGGGGCAGGGCUGAGGAGUGCCCUUUGGAGUGGCUCCCACUUGUUCCCUGAAGGCUGGGCCCUGGCUCCAUGGUGGCAGGCUCUUCUAGGAAUGUGCUCCCCAGCUGGGUUUUCUGGUUGGUUGGGAACAUCCCUGGGCUGGUCUGCACCAGCUCUCAGGGGCUCACUCUGGGCUGGCCUAAGGCCAGCUGCAGGGGCUGGGCUCUCAGGGGAGGGUCAGGAUGGCCACAGGUCUGCAGAGGAACUUGGCAGCUUUGGGCACUGGAGACCAAAUGGCUUUGCUUUUGCUUCCCUCACUUGGCUGUCUUGUCAGUGGGAGGGAAGAAAUCAGGCAAAUGAAAAAAGUAAAAAGGUUCUACCCUGAUCCUCUGCCAGGAGUCUUGAGAGUCUUGCCUCUGCUUAGGGGUCUGCAUGCCUGAGCACUGCAGUUCCUCAAUUGCUCACUGCCUUCCUCUGGGGGAGGAGCAGAGAGGUAACAGAUGUUUGGCUUGCCCUGUGUCCUGGUGCAAUUCACUUAACCUCUCUGAACCUCAGAUGAGAAAACCUCAGUAUUCUCAUCCACAGAAUGAGAAGGGUAAAACUCUCGCAUGCAGAGCUGUUCAGGAGACUGUACGAAGUGCUCUGAGAACUGCCAGGAACAGUACUGUCAUCAUGGAUGCUAAAUCUGGGAACCUGGGCUUUUUUUUCUGUAGAAGGUGGUUUCCCUAGCUCCACUCUUCACUUAUUAUAAUCACAGAAUCCUGGAUCUUCAACUGGAAGGGAUAUCCUCUGGCAUAAUUAUCUGUAUUUUGCAGAUAAGAUUAUUGUAAGUGUUCCUUAUUUUGACAUAUCUGUCGUAACAUCGUGGAAAUAGGCCCUUUUCCUCUUGGGGAGGUGUGACUUCCAGGUGUAGGCAGGUGCUCCAGCCAGCAGAGGUGGAAGAGGACAGGACAGCCAUGCCCGUUAGGAGCAAGUGCAGGUUUUGCAGAGUUUCUAAGCAGAAGAUCCAAGUUUUGCCUGUGUCCUCCACUCCCCACCCUGGCCCUGUAAGCUCAGUGAGUGUGUGAGAAUCAUAUUCUGCUGCCCCUCCCUCCUCCCUGAGAAAGUGAGGGAUGCACCUGGUUCUCAGGUCUGGCCACAGCGUUUUGAAAAGUAGCUGCCAGGACACACUGUAUUCUUCGGUGGUUUUUCUUUCAAAGGAAAAAUCUCCUUCUGACCCAUCUCCUUGAAAAACAGCCACCACCACCACCACCACACCAAAAAACUUGGAAGAACAGGACUCCCUCCCCUGAAUUUUCCCCUGGCCCUAGAGCCGAAUUGAAUGUAGGGGCCAGAACCAACCUCCUGAGCUGCAAAAAUGUUUCCUGUCUUUCCACCAGUCAGGCAAGGAGGCAUCAAGGCUUGGGGCAGAGAAUCGAUCAGGGGGAUAUUUAGGGAAGGCAGGGGAAAAUGUGAGUAUGGAGUGAAAAGCAGCAACUCUGGCCUGAGCUGCCAGAAUUAAAUCCAGAUUUUCCUCACGUAAGUGGUGGAGAUGUAGGCCCUUUCUAGGGACUGAGGCUAGUUUCUCAAUAACCUUUACAUGCACCAGGACGCUGGUGAGCCAGAAAGUGAAACCUGGGGAGUCUGUUAAUAAAGUGCCUCGGAGAGGACCGUGCAGGAUUUACCGUAUCCAAAACCAGAGUGAGUUUCUUUGUGGAAGAAAGCGACUUGUGUCUUCCCCAACAUCACACACAGACUUUCCUGGCAGGCUCGAUGGGUUUCCAAACAUUUCGUCACCGUCUCCUCCUGACCUUGUGUGAAAGGAACUAGCAGCAUGGCCCGUGGGUUCCAGCAAAGCCAUCGGGGGCGCCAGCCUGGGCGGGGGGAGGGUGGCGACCGACUUGUGAGUGGAGGUGAGGUCUGUUGGAAAUCCCCAGCCCCGGCCGCCGCCUGAGGUUUAAAGACGCCUUCCCCAGCCUUAUUUGGUCGCAGGAAGUGGGCGGCGCCGGGCCUGCUGGCUGAGGCCGCCCCGAGACAGUUGUGCUGAUGAAGUGGUAGAGCUGGUUCCUGCUCGCCGCGGUGCCGCGCGCGCCGGCCGGCCGCUGGGCGCUCCGCGCUCCCAGCCUCGAGUUGUGCAAUCCUUUGUAGCACGCCAGAGAGUCCUCCUCCUUCGCUGUUGCCUCUCGCCCUCUUCUGUCUUUUUUUUUUUCAAGCUGUGAGCUCAACCGAUGAGUCAGAGCCGUGCAAUCCUGACACUGCAUCGCAGGACUGGGGGUGACACGGAGGGAGGGAGAGUGCUCGCGAGGCGGACAGCAGGGGCGCGCCGAAGCUCCUGCAUCGUGAGCGGGGGGGUGACAGCCCGCGCGUCCCGCCCGGGCCCUGCCAGCAAACUUCCAGCCUCCGGGGUGCGGGCUGGCGAAGCCCCGCGAGCGCCGCGGGGAGGCGACGGCGCCUGUUUGUUUUUAAAAUCGGGAGUGCGUGCAGGCGGCUGGAGUCCCGGAGGCGACCUAAGGCGGCGGCCCACGGUGGAAGGGGGACAGCCCAGGCCGGAGCCCGGGCAGGAGCUGGGCACCAGGACUCUGUGGAGCAUCAUGAACUGAGAAGAGUAACUGAGCCCCAGAGCCUCUCUGGAAGAGGAAGGAAGAGCCAGCAGUUCUUUAUCCCAGUGCCCGACCACAUUGUCCAGCAUCUUCCUCUGUCCCUGCUCUGCCCUCCCUGGCCCCUGGACUAGAGCCCAGCUUCCAGCAGGACAUUUCACCAGGGGAUGGGCGACUGGUGAAGUGGAUCUCACUGCCAGGGCUCAGUUGGCCACAUCAUGAACCUCCAGGCCCAGCCCAAGGCUCAGAACAAGCGGAAGCGUUCCCUCUUCAGCAGCCAGGAACCAGCUCCCAAGGAGCAGCCCCCUCCCCUGCAGCCCCCCCAGCAGUCCAUCAGAGUGAAGGAGGAGCAGUACGUCGGACAUGAGGGCCCAGGAGGGGCAGCCUCCACCUCUCAGCCUGUGGAACUGGCCCCUCCCAGCAGCCUGGCCCUGCUGAACUCUGUGGUGUAUGGGCCUGAGCGGACCUCAGCAGCCAUGCUGUCCCAGCAGGUGGCCUCAGUAAAGUGGCCCAACUCUGUGAUGGCUCCAGGGCGGGGCCCAGAUCGCGGAGGAGGUGGGGGUGUCAGUGACGGCAGCUGGCAGCAGCAGCCAGGCCAACCUCCUCCCCAUUCAACAUGGAACUGCCACAGUCUGUCCCUCUACAGUGCACCCAAGGGGAGCCCUCAUCCUGGAGUGGGAGUCCCGACUUACUAUAACCACCCUGAGGCACUGAAGCGGGAGAAAGCAGGGGGCCCACAGCUGGACCGCUAUGGAAAUGUGCGGCCAAUGAUGCCACAGAAGGUGCAGCUGGAGGUAGGGCGGCCCCAGGCACCCCUGAAUUCUUUCCAUGCAGCCAAGAAACCCCCAAACCAGUCGCUGCCCCUGCAACCCUUCCAGCUGGCAUUUGGCCACCAGGUGAACCGGCAGGUCUUCCGGCAGGGCCCACCGCCCCCAAACCCAGUGGCCGCCUUUCCCCCGCAGAAGCAGCAACAGCAGCAUCAGCAGCAGCAACAGCAUCAGCAGCAGCAACAGCAGCAGCAGCAGGCGGCCCUACCCCAGAUGCCACUCUUUGAGAACUUCUACCCCAUGCAGCAGCCACCCUCACAGCAACCCCAGGACUUUGGCCUGCAGCCAGCUGGGCCACUAGGACAGUCCCACCUGGCUCACCACAGCAUGGCACCCUACCCCUUCCCCCCAAACCCUGAUAUGAACCCAGAACUGCGCAAGGCCCUCCUGCAGGAGUCAGCCCCGCAGCCGGCGCUACCUCAGGUCCAGAUCCCUUUCCCUCGCCGCUCCCGCCGCCUCUCUAAGGAGGGUAUCCUGCCUCCUACUGCCCUGGAUGGGGCUGGCACCCAACCUGGGCAGGAGCCCACUGGCAACCUGUUCCUACAUCACUGGCCCCUACAGCAGCCACCACCUGGCGCCCUGGGGCAGCCCCAUCCUGAAGCACUGGGAUUCCCGCUGGAGCUGAGGGAGUCGCAGUUAUUGCCUGAUGGGGAGAGACUAGCACCCAAUGGCCGGGAGCGAGAGGCUCCUGCCAUGGGCAUCGAGGAGGGCAUGAGGGCAGUGAGCACAGGGGACUGUGGGCAGGUGCUACGGGGCGGCGUGAUCCAGAGCACGAGACGGAGGCGCCGGGCAUCCCAGGAGGCCAAUUUGCUGACCCUGGCCCAGAAGGCGGUGGAGCUGGCCUCGCUGCAGAAUGCAAAGGAUGUCAGUGGCUCUGAAGAGAAGCGGAGAAGUGUAUUGGCCUCAACUACCAAGUGUGAGGUGGAGUUUUCUGAGCCUGCCUUAGCCACCAAGCGAGCGCGAGAAGACAGCGGGAUGGUACCCCUCAUCAUCCCAGUGUCUGUGCCUGUGCGGACUGUGGACCCAACUGAGGCAGCCCAGGCUGGAAGUAUUGAUGAGGAUGGGCAGGGUCCUGACCAGAACUCCACUGAGCACAAGCCAUCGGUCAUCGUCACCCGCAGGCGGUCCACCCGAAUUCCUGGGACAGAUGCUGCAGCUCAGGCAGAGGACAUGAAUGUCAAGCUGGAGGGGGAGCCUUCUGUGCGGAAACCAAAGCAGCGGCCCAGGCCGGAGCCCCUCAUCAUCCCCACCAAGGCGGGCACUUUCAUCGCCCCUCCCGUCUACUCCAACAUCACCCCAUACCAGAGCCACCUGCGCUCUCCUGUGCGUCUAGCUGACCACCCCUCUGAGCGGAGCUUUGAGCUGCCCCCCUACACACCACCCCCCAUCCUCAGCCCUGUGCGGGAAGGCUCUGGCCUCUACUUCAAUGCCAUCAUAUCAACCAGCAGCAUCCCAGCCCCUCCUCCCAUCACGCCCAAGAGUGCCCAUCGCACACUGCUCCGGACUAACAGUGCUGAAGUCACCCCGCCUGUCCUCUCUGUGAUGGGGGAGGCCACCCCAGUGAGCAUCGAGCCACGGAUCAAUGUGGGCUCCCGGUUCCAGGCGGAAAUCCCCUUGAUGAGGGACCGUGCCCUGGCAGCUGCAGACCCCCACAAGGCCGACUUGGUGUGGCAGCCAUGGGAGGACCUAGAGAGCAGCCGGGAGAAGCAGAGACAAGUUGAAGACCUGCUGACAGCUGCCUGCUCCAGCAUUUUCCCUGGUGCUGGCACCAACCAGGAGCUGGCCCUGCACUGUCUGCACGAGUCCAGGGGAGACAUCUUGGAAACGCUGAAUAAGCUGCUACUCAAGAAGCCCCUGCGGCCCCACAACCAUCCACUGGCAACUUAUCACUACACAGGCUCCGACCAGUGGAAGAUGGCCGAGAGGAAGCUGUUCAACAAAGGCAUUGCCAUCUACAAGAAGGAUUUCUUCCUGGUGCAGAAGCUGAUCCAGACCAAGACCGUGGCCCAGUGCGUGGAGUUCUACUACACCUACAAGAAGCAGGUGAAAAUCGGCCGCAACGGGACUCUAACCUUUGGGGAUGUGGAUACGAGCGAUGAGAAGUCGGCGCAGGAAGAGGUUGAAGUGGAUAUUAAGACUUCCCAAAAGUUCCCAAGGGUGCCUCUUCCCAGAAGAGAGUCCCCAAGUGAGGAGAGGCUGGAACCCAAAAGGGAGGUGAAGGAGCCAAGGAAGGAAGGGGAGGAGGAGGUGCCAGAGAUCCAGGAGAAGGAGGAGCAGGAAGAGGGGCGAGAGCGCAGCAGGCGGGCAGCGGCAGUCAAAGCCACGCAGACACUACAGGCCAAUGAGUCGGCCAAUGACAUCCUCAUCCUCCGGAGCCACGAGUCCAACGCCCCUGGGUCUGCCGGUGGCCAGGCCUCGGAGAAGCCAAGGGAAGGGACAGGGAAGUCACGAAGGGCACUGUCCUUUUCAGAGAAGAAGAAAAAACCAGAGACAUUCAUUAAGACCCAGAAUCAGGAGAACACUUUCCCCUGUAAAAAAUGUGGCAGGGUGUUUUACAAGGUGAAGAGCCGCAGUGCGCACAUGAAGAGCCACGCGGAGCAGGAGAAGAAGGCUGCGGCGCUGAGGCUGAAGGAGAAGGAGGCUGCCGCUGCCGCGGCCCACCAGCAGGCCCUGCAGGAGGAGAGCGGCGCUGGCGCGGGCGACAAGGGCUGAGCUCCUGAGCCCGGCCCUUCCCGCACCAACACCAGUGCCCGCAGACACCCUGGCACCUCAAGAGGGAGUGAGGAGAGGAUUGCAGGGACUUUUCCCUGUGAAACAAAUGAGACAAUGAAAUAAACGGCUCUUUUAUUUAUGAAGGCCCCGGGAGCAGCGUUAAGGGCUGCAGGAUCCAGUUCUCUUUGCAUUUGGUCUGUCGGAAGUUGUCUUCGUGCUUUCUUGGACCGUGCUUUCUUGGACCAGGAGAGUCCCGGUCCUCUUGGGAGGGGCUCCGCCGCCUCUCACACUCCGAUCUCUGCUGCUGUCUCUUCCCUCCUCUUUGCCUCCCCCCUCCCCUCUGCCUCCAGGAAGCCACCGUGGCCAGCCAAGCACAAGCUCACCCCCAUUGCAGCAGUAUUCCUCCUCCCCAGAGGACCUUGAAGGUUGCACCGGCCCUGCCCCAAGCCCCAGAAAAAGGGACUCUUGGAGGGAGUAUGCUGGCUUCUCCGAAAAGGGGCGGAGCCUGACACCUGUGCUGUCCCUGCAGUGUCCAGGCCUGCCUGAGCUGCACCUGUGACAGUGUCCUGAGUGGCCACCUCCUCCCUGGGAGGGAGGCCGCAACAGGUACUCUCCCUUUGCUGCUUGCCGGCGGCGCUGCUGGGGCUAGAAAGUUUUCUCAGCGUUGGGGAAGGGGCUAACGUUCUUGUCAAAGCACUCAUCCUGCUGCCGGGAAGGGAGCUGUACAGAGGCUGGAAGCUGCAGGGCUAGGCCGGAGAGAGCUUUUUACAAGCCUGGCUCUUCCUGCUUCCCACCUUUUUUGCCAAAUACCUUUGGGUCCUGGAGGCUGCCAAGGGUUCUCCCCCUUGAGCAGGUGCGGGAGAGGCUCAGCCUGCUCCUCCUGGGGGCCAGCCUCCUCGCCUCUGUCCUGCCCUCAGCAGCUAUACCUAACCCCACGGCACCCCACCCAGUGUCGAUAUUCACAGCCCAGUCCCCAGGCCUGCAUGCUGGAGAUUUCUGGAUCCUUCCCUGGGAGGAAGAGUUCUCCUAACUCGAUUAGACAGGAGCCUUCAUUCCUUGACUCGUGUCAUUUGGGAGCUAUUUAUUUAUUCUUAGUAUUUAAGUUUUAACAUCCUCUCAGGGACCAGGGGCCUCCUGCUUUUCAGAGGCCCAAGUGCAUUUAUCCCAAAAGGAGGCAUCUUCUUGACAUCCCCCAUCCCCAACCCCCUGAAUUCCCAAGGCCCUAAGGUCCCUUGCCUGGUUGCUCUGGAAGCUCUUGCCAAUAGGAA
Molecule: messenger RNA, 8265 nt
Organism: Sapajus apella (tufted capuchin)
Lineage: Eukaryota; Metazoa; Chordata; Mammalia; Primates; Cebidae
Gene: MIDEAS
Product: mitotic deacetylase associated SANT domain protein
Exons: 13
Coding region: 3677-6997 (1106 amino acids)
Biological process (GO): regulation of transcription by RNA polymerase II; negative regulation of DNA-templated transcription
Cellular component (GO): transcription regulator complex; histone deacetylase complex
Molecular function (GO): transcription corepressor activity
Source: RefSeq, a predicted model, not a curated record